AUGGACCUAAAAUGCAAGGAUCAGGGCUAAAAAAUAAUAUUAAAAAAAAAGGCUGGACUUAAAUUAAAACAGGCUCAUCAAUUACCUGGUAUAUGUAUUUUUGUUUAUUUUAGACAGAAUAUUGACAGAUGGAUUAGUUACAGCAUCAACUAAUGUCAGAGAAUCUCGAGAAAAUAAUCUUCUAUAAGGUUUGAUAUCACCUUGUGAUGAUGAAAAAACAAAUCAAUUUAACUUUUUCAACAGCUAUUCUUAAAAAUAAAUAGUUACUGCUAAGAAAGUAGACCCAAUUGAAUAGAUUAAGAGGAUAAUAUCAGAAAAUGAGAGACUUAGAUUUACUAUAAAUUAAAAACAGAAAAUAAUUGAUACUAGGAUGAAAUAAAGAAAAGAAAUACCUGAUCUCAUAUUGUCUUAAAGAAAUUCACGUAGUUUACUGCAACCUCAUGAAAAGUAGAAUACUGCAGAUGAUUACGGAUAUUUUUUAGAUAAACAAUCAAUAUCUUAAAAUUAUAAACGUUCAAUAUUGCCUCAUAUUGAAUCUAAAUAGAGUUCACCAACAAAUAGAGAUGAAUGUGCUUUCACAUUUGCGAAUAACUUUUUUAUAAAAGAAUAAAAAGUUUCACCUAAAAAAAUAAAUAUGAUGCAAGCCUUUCCUUAAUUGCAUUUGUAGAGAAAAUUUUUUACUUGA
Molecule: messenger RNA, 685 nt
Organism: Paramecium pentaurelia
Lineage: Eukaryota; Ciliophora; Oligohymenophorea; Peniculida; Parameciidae
Source: the annotation of a GenBank genome assembly